AUGUAUGUGACUAGGCCUCUUUCGAUGUACAAAAGAAAUCCCUCAGCUCUUUCGUCAGCUCCUCCUGAAGCUUCAAAUUCUGGUAUUUUGAUACUACAAGAUGACGAAGUUGAUCUUACUUGUUGUUUUUGCUGCUCCAAGAUCGAUUUUGUCAAAGACCUGCCUUUCCCGCAGAACAAGAAUCUAACAGUUAGCUACACCACAACCACAGGUAGUAAUGGACAGAGUAAUAAUGGACAGACGACUAUUAACAGUAGUAACCAAGCUAUCUUCAUCCCUGUGCUUAAUCAGCCACUGUCUUCCAACCGAUACUACGUGAUCGAGCGUCAAGGGAAGCAUAAAGGACAUAAUCCGGAUAAGGAACCGCAGUCUUUCGACCCCAAGGACGUGUACGAGCAAUUUGAGAUUAGCAAGAUGGCUCCAGAUGGCAUCCCUCCAUAUUUCUUAAGGAGAAAAGGCUGGACAGUGUCAACCUCAACUGCACGUGAUUUUGAAUUGAAGGAAGCAGCAGGCCUUGACAGAAAUCUCCGAGCCCGCCUUCCAGAUUUCCACCUGCCAUUAUCACAAAGAAUUUCUGCACCUGUUGUUGUAGGAAACUGGUAUUGUCCUUUCAUGUUUAUCAAAGAAGGAAAACUGAAGGACCAGAUGAGUAUUUCAAGGUACUAUGAAAUGACACUGGAACAAAGAUGGGAACAAAUUUUCGCAAGUGAAUAUAAUUCUAGUGAAGGCAACUCUGUCGUUGUGGAUGCUGUUGUUCAAAGAGAAACGGUUGCUGUUGCAGGUAGAGAAGCUGCACCUGACAAAAGGAAUGCAGUUGAUGGGGUGAUGUGGUUUAGGAGCUCCGGCGAUGUUGGAGGAGAAGCAAGUGUGGGGUUGAGUUUAGAAAUUGUGGGGGGGAUUAAGUGGGAGCAAGAAAGAGCUGGAUGGCAUGGUGGCGGCGGGAGUGAUGUUACGGUGAAGAGAGUGGAGGAGUUCGGAGGGGUUGGUGGCUGGAAGAAAUUUGGAUGUUAUGUGUUGGUUGAGAGGUUUGUGUUGAGGAGAAUGGAUGGAAGCUUGGUGCUAACUUAUGACUUCAAGCACACUCAUCAAGUUAGGAGCAAAUGGGAAUGA
Molecule: messenger RNA, 1110 nt
Organism: Populus nigra (black poplar)
Lineage: Eukaryota; Viridiplantae; Streptophyta; Magnoliopsida; Malpighiales; Salicaceae
Exons: 3
Coding region: 1-1110 (369 amino acids)
Source: RefSeq, a predicted model, not a curated record